CUUGUCGUUCGCCAUGUCGCCCCGCAUCUUUUCACAAGAUCUAAAUCUGGUUCUCGUCCACCCCGCCGCUCACCACUCUCAUAUAUCAUGGUAAAUACACCAGACAAUAUCUCGGGACCUGAAAUCUCGCAACUCUCUGGCAACAGUAGUACGGACUCGAGUGAGCACUGGGGGUAGCUUUCCUCUUAGAAUUGGAUAUCACGACUUUCGGGACGGAUAGCUUGAACUCGAUGCACAGCUCUUACCAGCAAAAUUUUGGCCCAGCAUGUAUGGUCAUUUUUAUCUGUUUCUUCUCUAGCGAGCUAAUCCCAGUCUGGAAGCUUCCUCUCCCCAGCAGUCCUCAUCGAGACCUGAGAACCACUCUCGGUCGCAGUCUCAAUCCUAUGAGUCCAGCACCAUGGAUCUGACGGACAUGCACCCGCCUCAAAGCCCUGACUCAUUUCACUCUAGCUCCAUACAGGGCCAUUCAAGUUUUGGUCAGAAGCCAAGGGAGGUUGAGAUAAAAGAAGAGCAGGCAAAGCUGGAGAAGAAGAUUGUGAAGCUGGAGGUGAAGAUGGAGAAGAAGGAGGUUGAGUGGAAGUUGGAGAGGGAAAGGCUGGAGAAGGAGUGGAAGGAGGAGAGGGAAAAGAAGGCUGAUGAGUGGAAGUUGGAGAGGGAAAAGCUGGAGAAGGAGCGGAAGGAAGAGAGGGAAAAGUUGGAAAAGAAGGUGGAUGAGUGGAAGUUGGAGAGGAAAAAGCUGGAGAAGGAGCGGAAGGAGGAGAGGGAAAAGUUGGAGAUGAAGAUUGACAAGAAGGAGGACAAGAUUGAAAAGAAGGAGGAGGAGUGGAAGGAGGAGAGGGAAAAGUUGGAGACGAAGACCGACAAGAAGGAGGAGGAGCUGAAGGCAGAGAGGGCAGAAUGGAAAGCAGAGAGGGAAAAGCUGGUGCAGCAGAUCGAGGCAUUGAAGAUGGGGCACAUUCAGAGCGGGUCAAUUUCUGUCAGUGAUGACACCUUGGUUCUGAACUCUACUUCGGUGACUUGCUAAGCUCCCUCUUUGGUUCCAUUCGCUUUCCCUGAAUCCAUUCAUGUAGGUAUCAUACACAAAUGCAGCCCAAUGUAGAUUACCUAGUAUAUUGCACAACACUAGUACUGCACAUAUAAACAUUGUUUUAAUUGCAGCCCUCCUCGCAAUAA
Molecule: messenger RNA, 1173 nt
Organism: Lentinula edodes (shiitake mushroom)
Lineage: Eukaryota; Fungi; Basidiomycota; Agaricomycetes; Agaricales; Omphalotaceae
Exons: 1
Coding region: 398-1024 (208 amino acids)
Source: RefSeq, a predicted model, not a curated record